Harmonia axyridis is the source of this 832-nucleotide messenger RNA. RefSeq names its product alpha-ketoglutarate-dependent dioxygenase alkB homolog 7, mitochondrial. NCBI's taxonomy places the organism in Eukaryota, Metazoa, Arthropoda, Insecta, Coleoptera, Coccinellidae. Gene Ontology annotation, biological process: fatty acid metabolic process; DNA damage response. Gene Ontology annotation, cellular component: mitochondrial matrix. The transcript is spliced from 4 exons. The record is from RefSeq and is a predicted model, not a curated record. The coding region runs from base 18 to 779 and encodes 253 amino acids.
CAAAAAAGAUCUUGUUAAUGUUCAAUGUUGCCAAAUUAUUCAAUGAAAUAAUUUACAAAAUGCUCAUGAAAAUAAUAAAAUGUCCAUUUUCAUUCGGCAUAUUCAAACGUUAUUAUUCUCAAAACCUUUCUGACGAACAAUGUCUAUUAAACAUUGAAGAAACAUUAAAACAUAGUCCAUCUUAUAUGCACUUAUGUAAAGAAUAUCAAAAAAAUUUCAAUAAAGAUGUGAAAGACCUUAUCAAAAGUAUGGAAGUGUAUGAAAAUUUUCUUAGUGUGAAUGAAGAGGCUUCUCUUCUUCAAGAACUAGAACCAUACAUGAAGAAAUUAAGAUAUGAAUAUGAUCACUGGGACAAUGCCAUCCAUGGCUUUCGGGAAACUGAAAGAUUGAAAUGGAAUAAUGAAAAUACCAGAAUAUUGAACAGGGUUAGGGAAAUUGCAUUUCCACAUGAUACAGCACAACUAAAAUAUGUUCAUAUAUUAGAUUUAGCUGAAAAUGGUUAUAUCAAACCACACAUUGAUGCAGUAAAGUUUUGUGGAAAUACUAUAGCAGGUUUGAGUCUCUUAACAGAUAGUGUUAUGAAACUUGUCAAUGAUAAAAACAAAGAGUUAUAUGUUGAUGUCUUAUUGAAAAGAAGAUCAUUAUAUGUAAUGAAGGAUGAAGCAAGAUAUAAUUAUACCCAUGAAAUUUUAGAUAAUAAAAAUAGUAUUUUCAAGAAUACACAAAUAUUUAAAACAAGAAGAAUAUCAGUUAUAUGUAGAAAUGAACCGAAUAAAUGAACUUCUGAAACUGUAAAUUUCCAUUUUAUCUAAUAAAAAUCUUUCAUAGUGAA